Molecule: messenger RNA, 1082 nt
Organism: Nomascus leucogenys (northern white-cheeked gibbon)
Lineage: Eukaryota; Metazoa; Chordata; Mammalia; Primates; Hylobatidae
Exons: 3
Source: RefSeq, a predicted model, not a curated record
CCCACGCAGCCAGUACUUCAGAUUCUUAUCUCUUUGUAAAACCUGGGUCUUCCUAACUCCAAGAAACCUGUCUUCUGCCCAGAUUUGAGAGAAUUCCGAGGAGGGAGCUGCCUCUCCAUCCCUUCCAUAUGUGCUUCUAGGAAAAAGUUAUCAGUCUCACAUCACCAGAGGGCUUGAAUGAAGAGGCUGCCAUCAGCUAUUCAAACAUUCAUCCAGUAUUAACUGAGCACCUACUCUGGGUGAGGGUCACCAGGGAGCACCUGCCCCACUCCAGACUUUGAAGUGCGCCCGUUUCAUCACAUUCUUUGGUGUCCUGGCAACCAGAGACUCUGAUCUGAACUCCAGCCAGAACAGAGGCCAUUCCUCCCUGACCACUGUCACUCGCCACCAUCCCAAGCCUUUGAGGACCAGUCCGUGUAGCUCUCGGAACCACUGAAAGGUACCCCUUGUCCUUGAGGACGCCUGGAAUCCGAGCCCCACUGACCUACCCCGGCAGGAUGAGCUUCUCACUCACGUUCACCGAGCUGGCCAACAUCGCCAUCCCACAGUGCGGGGUGCUGAACUUCAAGGCCCUGCACCUCCUGCUGCACGGCAUCUUGGAGCACAUCCACAUGGCUGAGCUCAAGAAGGACCUCUCGGGGGAUGAGGACUUCCUGCAGACCUCGCAGGUGGCCAUCGUGCCCAGGGAAGGAGAUGCCCAGCCCAUCCUCAACCCCAUGAACAGGCUCAGCAAUGUCUUCGACCAUGUGGUGAGCCGCCUCGACAAGAUGGAGAACCAGCUGGCCCUGCUGCAGGACCUGCCCUCCACCGCCCAGCUGCUGGAAGCCAGCCAGGGCACUGCCCGGCCCGUCCAGGACCUGUGGCAUCUGAUCAAGCUCCGGAAGAUGGUGGAGGGUCAUGAUGAAGUCAUGGCCAAGUCAAUGCAGACCCUGCAGGACUUGCUCACUGAUCUUCACGCGCUCCAGGUCACCAUCACAGCCCUCAGGAAGGAAGUGGACAUGCUGAAGAACAUGCUUGACAAGGUACACCCAGAAAAAAUGGAUAUCUUCGCUGAAGACUUCAAAAUACAGAACCGGAAGAUG